Messenger RNA from Pseudoliparis swirei, 3504 nucleotides. It is a transcript of the gene angel2, whose product is annotated as angel homolog 2 (Drosophila). Gene Ontology annotation, biological process: 3'-UTR-mediated mRNA stabilization. The record is from RefSeq and is a predicted model, not a curated record. Gene Ontology annotation, molecular function: mRNA 3'-UTR binding; 3'-5'-RNA exonuclease activity. The transcript is spliced from 9 exons. The coding region runs from base 814 to 2946 and encodes 710 amino acids. Lineage: Eukaryota; Metazoa; Chordata; Actinopteri; Perciformes; Liparidae.
UUUAUUUAAUUUUUAACCCGCUGCUCUUCGAAUAGAAGACAUAAAACGGCACCGAUGCUGGUGUUUAGUCUAUUUACCGAUGUAUGCCCGUCAUGACAAAAGCUGACAUUUUAGAAUUCUCACGAUGUAUAAAAAGAAAACCAAAACAAAGAUGUAGUCGUGGGCGACGUUUCCAGUCGGACCGCUAAUCCCACCGCACCGAGGAGGCUGUAGUCCGCUCACUAUCCGCACCGUGUGAAUCGACUUCCGGAAGACUACAGGUUCCAGCUCGAGGAAGAAAAUAGAUGCUGCUUUCAAACGCUCUAGGAAAUAAUCGUGAUUAUCUGUAUUUACGACACGAAUAGUCGUACAAAUCUAAAAAGAAGACAUAGUUUUCAUAACAACAAACUAUAUAAUUGCCUUGUUUUAUGUCCUCUUCAUGCAGUCCAGUAGAACAUAAAAACAAUAUUAGCAUUGUUUUUCUUUAGAUUUUCUUUAAAGAUUAGUUUCUUACCGUAACGGUCGUGUUUCCCGGUUGAGUCGUCUUCUUCUUCGUCUUUAUUUCUUCCAAGUUUCACGAACUGUUCCGUCUGUUCAGCCUGUUAAAUAAAAACAAUGCACGAACACCAACUUCAGGUGAGACGUUACUCCUCCCGUCAAGCAGUGUUUCACAAUUCUAACUCAGUCGGUGUACGCGAAGGCACCACGGGUUCCGCGGCGCGAUACCGGUGACGCGUAAUGCGGGCGACUCGGAAAACCGUCCGCGGCUUGUUUUGAAGACAGUUAAAAAACAAUAAAAAAACACAAAAUGUUCGUCGAUAAUUAUUUUUCACGAUGUUUCCGAACCAAAACAUAAACGAUGUCUUUCCCACCGCCGGCGAUAACCGCCCCAUGUUCCUCCAUCAGCUGAGCUCCUCCUUCCUCCUGCGUGGCCAUCCCGCUCUCUGCAGGGCUGGCUUCAGGAGCACCGGCUCCUCCUCCUGCCACCUCCCCCGUCCCGUCCCCACUCCUCCCCCAUGGUGGUCUCUGUGCGGCCCCCCUCCCCCCUGGCCUCCUCGACUCCCUCCUCGCCACCCAGCGGCCUGUCGGUUCCCCGCCGGUUGGGCGCCGUCGUUCCCUCGGAGCGUCGACCCGGGGACCUUUAACGGCGGCUGGCGUUCGUUCUCCUCCUCCUCCUCCUCCUCUUCCCACGCCGACGGCCUCGCGAUGGAGCGCUCCCGCGGAGAAGAGGCCCCGCCUCCUCACAAACGGAGGAGGAGCUUCGAGGAAAGGGAUCCCAGAGGACGCCAGGCGAAGGACGGCGGCGCCGAGACGGAGCGGCGGCGCUUCGACGAUGGAAGUCGAGACCGAGGGAAGAGUUGUGACGAAGGAGAACAGACGACGAAGAAAAACCCGAACCGAGGGAGGAGCGCGUCGCCGCCGGCAACCGCCGGCUCCAAGACUCAAACCACAAAGUCCAGACCGGAGCGGGCCGGCGUUCCCGAGCACCGACCCAAUGCCCGGCUCAGAGGGAGCGCUGGCGAGGAGCAGAGGGGGCGGGGCGAGGAGCAGAGGGGGCGGGGCGAGGGGAUGACGGGAGGAGCAGAGGGACAGUCGAGGGACGGCAGUCGCGACGGAGGGCAGGGGGCGGAGCCUCAACGCUCUCAAACGCUCUCAAACUCAAACCCGUGGCAGGUCGCCGGACAAGGAGGAGGAGGAGGAGGAGGAGGAGGAGGAGGAGGAGGAGCCUGGCCACCGCUCCGGCAGCAGGAGAAAUCUCUUCAGAGACACUGGGAGGUCUCCCCCGACCGCAGUAGCGACCCCCGACCACCGGGCGGCGGCGCUGCGUUUGACUUCUCGGUGAUGACCUACAACAUCCUGUCCCAGCAGCUGCUGCAGGACAACUCCUACCUGUACGGCCACUGUCACCCCGGGGUGCUGCCCUGGAGCCACCGGCUGCCCAACCUGCUGGCCGAGCUCCGGCAGCACGACGCCGACAUCCUGUGUCUUCAAGAAGUCCAGGAGGACCACUAUGAGAACCAGAUUAAACCGGCUCUACAGGCACUCGGUUACCAGUGUGAGUACAAGAAGCGAACAGGCAGUAAGCCGGACGGCUGUGCUGUGGUCUUCAAGACGUCCCGCCUCUCGCUCCACUCGUCCAAUCCCGUGGAGUUCCUCCGGCCCGGCGACGCCCUCUUGGACCGGGACAACGUGGGUCUGGUUCUGAUGCUGCGACCCGCCGACGGCGACGCCGUCAUCUGCGUGGCCAACACACACCUGCUGUACAACCCGCGCCGCGGCGACAUCAAGCUGGCGCAGCUGGCCAUCCUGUUGGCCGAGAUCGGCCGCUUGUCCCGCCCCCCCGGCCAGCCGGCCAAUCCCGUCGUGCUGUGCGGGGACUUCAACUCCACGCCGCGCAGCCCGCUGUACCGCUUCCUGACCACGGGCUGCCUGGAGUACAGAGGCCUCCAGAGCAGCAUGGUCUCAGGUCAGGAGGACAGUCCUAGAGGUCAGCGUUUCCUCUCGGCUCCUCUCUGGUCUCCUGGUUUGGGAAUCGACCAUCAAUGUCGAUACGAAACCCGAAGCUCCACAGAGCCGCCGGCCAGCAGCCCGACAGUAGAGAGCAGCAUCUCUGAUCUCUCCGUAGAGGAUCUCGCCAUCAAAGCCGCCGCCGCCGCCGUCGCUUCUGUCCGAGCGAGGAUCGAGCACGGCCUGAAGCUGCGGUCGUCCUACCAGCACCACCUGAAGCCCGAUGGCCGCCCUGAGAUCACCACCUGCCACUCACGCACUGCCACCACCGUGGACUACAUCCUGUACACCCCCGAAUCCUCGGCUCCUCCUUCACUUCCUGGUGGGCGUGGCCUCCAGCUGCUGGGCAGGCUGUCAUUGGUCGGCGAGCCGGAGCUGCAGGAAGUCGACGGCCUGCCCAAUCGGCACCACUCGUCCGACCACCUCCCUCUCCUCGUCCGCUUCCGCCUCCGCCUCUAACGCCUCGACCGGCAGAGGGGGGGCGGGGCAGGGGGAGGAGUCUCGCCAGACGGCCAAUCGGAUCACAGCGACGCCUCGACAGGAAGCCGCUCGAGGAAGAAGGAAGCGUCGACGGUGACCACAAAUUUUUUUUAAACUCUUCGAGGUUCUUCAAAAACUAAAAACUCUGAACUGUGACCUCUUAGGUUUAUGAGUGUUGCCGUGGUAACUGGACGUUCCUCUAACGGUUUCUAAGAAAACAAGAGGCUGAACUCUUCCACUUUUCUUUUCUUUUUUUAGAUGUGAAUCCCUGAAGAGACGUCUUAUAAAUCGUGUUUUUUAAAACUUGAAUUUAAAAUAAUUUUUUAAGUUCAAUGAGUUAGUUGAUUUAUUGUAGUUGAGGUUGUCUCUUUGAAGCCUCUCUUCCUCUCUUCAUAUGUCGGGACGUUGCUUCACCUUUUUUAGGACACUUUCAGAAGACCGAAUCCAUUUCUGAUCCACACGACGAGGAGGAGGUGUUGUUCUAACAUUUUUGUUUUGGGAAAGGACAUUUGUAAAUAAACAUGGCUGCUCAUCGUC